AUGGAAAAUUCAUUUAUUCAAUUGAAUGAUUUACCUGAUGAAAUUCUUUUGAUUAUUUUGAAAAAAUUGCCCAAUACUGAUGUACUCUAUUCUUUACUAGGUGUUAAUAAACGACUUGAUACUAUUGUACAAGAUUCAAUUUUUACAAGAUUUUUAACAUUUAUGGCACCUUCUCAUGAUUUAGAUCGUAUUACUGAACCCAUACUUAGUCGAUUUUAUUUUGAAAUUUUACCUAAAAUUUGUCAUAAAAUUUUAUGGCUCAAUCUUGAAUCAGUAUCUAUGGAUCGUAUUCUUCUUGUAACAACGUAUCCUAAUUUAUAUGGAUUGGCUUUACAUAAACUUACAUCAGAAAGAGCGAGAGAUCUCUUUACUGAUGGAAGUUAUUUAAUUCGUAUUUUCAAAUUUCAAUUAUUAUCACUUGCUAUUCAUAUUAGCAAAUGUAAAGAACGAACAAGUUCAAUUAAAGAUAUAAAUAUAUUUAUAUUUACACAAAUCUUAACAAAGUUCAAAUAUUUACAAUCUUUAAAUUUCAGUCCAUUUGAUGAUUCUGAUUAUCAUCGAUUAACAUUUGAUGAUUUUGAUUAUCAUCGAUUAACAUUUGGUAUAUCACCUCCAAAUAUAUUAUCUUCAACUUUAUUAGAAUUGAGUGUCGUCGUAGACUCUUAUCAAGAUUGUUUAUAUUUACUUGAUGGUCGUUUUAAUCAACUUAAUAAAUUCUAUGUUACUAUUUGUUCGUCAAAUAUUCCUACAUUACCUGUGAUCAAUAAUAAAAAAAAACUUCCAAAAUUAAAAUGUUUUGUGUUAAAUCAUGAAUCGAUAUUAUUAGUCUACAAUAAUAUUCUUAUUCCACUUUUACAUCGAAUGUUAAAUUUAGAAGAACUCAGUUUGUAUUUUGUUUGUUGUAAUGUAGGAAUUAUUGAUGGUACUAAUUUGAAAGAAAAUAUUUUCAAUUAUAUGACAAAAUUAAAAAAAUUUAAAUUUAAUAUUCGUUCAAUUAUUCCUUUUAAUAAUCAAGUUAAUUUACCAUCAAAUGAAAAUAUUAAAAAUACAUUUAAAAAUUUUAAAAAUUAUAAAAUUAUUUCAUAUAUUGAUUAUUUUCCAAAAGCAAAUGAAUUUCAUUUUCGUAUUUAUUCAUAUCCAUAUCCGUCAUUGUAUUAUUAUAAUAUAACGAACAAUUUUCAUCGUGGAUUAUUUAAUUCUGUUAGUGAUAUAUCAUUAUAUGAUGAACGUCCUUUUGAACAUGAAUUUUUUCUUCAAAUUGCUAAAUCAUUUCCAUGUAUUAGAAAAUUACGUAUACAUAAUUGGGAACCACAAAAGAAUGAUAAACAACAAUGCUCAAUUAUAGAAUAUCCUUAUCUUAGAGAACUUUAUCUUGUUCGAAUUCAUGAAAAUUAUUUGGAACAAUUUUUGAAUAAUACUAAAAUGCAUUUAUUAAAUAAUAUUGAUCUUCAUGUUGAUUAUGAUUCCUUACAAACCGUAACGGGUAAUUUUACAAGUGAUACUAGACGAAUAAAUUGUGGCAAAAUCGAAUGUCUAAUUUUAUACCAUCGACCAGAUAUAUCUCUAGAUUUAAUAGAAGACUAUUUUCCUCAUGCAGCAGUAUAUUGA
Messenger RNA from Rotaria sordida, 1608 nucleotides. Lineage: Eukaryota; Metazoa; Rotifera; Eurotatoria; Philodinida; Philodinidae. The record is from the annotation of a GenBank genome assembly.